GAGCCGGACACCAAUAUGGAGCCUGAGGACCUGCCCUGGCCCAGCGAGCUGGAGGAGGAGGUGGAGGAGGAGGCGGAGCAGGCGGAGACUUUGGACCAGGACGAAGCGGACGUAGUGGAGGAGAUGGAGGAAGAGGAGGGACGGGAGCUGGACGCGGACUUGAACUACGAGCGUCAGCCUCGGGAGAGUACUGACGACGAGGACGACGAGGAGGCCAAGGCCUGGCUGCAGGCGCGCCCCCGCAGGACUUUGCCUCCGCCGUCGCUUCCGAGGCACUGCUACCUGGAGGGAGAGCGGACCGGCUCGGAGGAGGGAACAGAAUCUUGGCAUUGUCUUCCUCAAGAAAUGGACUCUUCUCACAUCUUGGAUACAACCCAGACCAGGUUUAAUGUGAAGGAGGAAGGGACUGAAGUGACAGACUUCUCCUCUCUGGAGGAAGGUAUAUUGACCCAAUCAGAAAGUCAAGUAAAGGAACCCAACAGAGAUCUAUGUUCUCCAUUGCUAGUCAUACAAGACAGCUUUGGUUCUCCUGAUUUGCCUUUGCUGACAUGUUUGACACAAGAUCAAGAGUUUACCCCUGAUUCCUUAUUUCACCAAAGUGAACUAGAUUUUGCACCUCUGAGGGGAAUUCCUGGUAAGUCUGAAGACACUGAAUGGUUUUCUCGACCGUCGGAAGUUAGUGAAGCUUUAUUCCAGGCAGCCUCAGAAGUUGCUUCAGACUUAGUUAGCAGUUGCUUUAGUGUAUCUCAGCACCCGCUUGUAGGUAGUACAGUUGAAUCUCAGCGCUCUUUUUUACCUCCUGAACAAGGGCCUGAAGAAGAGACUAUUUCAUCUGAUACAGUCGAUGAACUGAAAACCCCCAAAGACUCUGAUGGUUAUGAUGCUCUUUGUUCAAAUAUGUCAUGGAAGACACAAGAAGUUAUACAGGAGCCAGAAACCAAUUUAGCUGAUAAAGAUCAAGUUUCUUUUUCAACUUCGUCUGAUACAAGUGAUGAAUAUAUAACUCCUAAAGGAAGUGACAGUUUUGAAGCUUCUUGUUCAUAUGUGCAGUAUGGGAAACAGGAAGCUGUAUUACAGCAGUCAGAAAAAUAUUUAGCCAGUGAGGACCAUGAUUCUUAUUCAGAUUCAUCUGACACAACUGAUAAAAAUAAAAUCCCCAAGGAAAGUGACAGUUUUGGUGCCCCUUUUUCAGGUAUGCUAUGGAGCGAACAGGGAGCGUCACACCAUCCAGAAACAUGCCUAAUCAUUAAGGACUGUGUUUCUUUUCCACAGGAGGUUGCUCCUCAUUUUAAUAAUAAAAUGUCAUAUUCUUUCUUUCGUUGUUCGUUGGAAAGAAGAAGAAAAGGGGUUCCUUUGAUGUCUGAUAGUCAUUAUUUUGAGAGUGUUUGUUUAAGGGCUCCAGCUGAGAAUGAGGUGAAACAAAAGAUGGAUUCUUUAGUGGGUUGUGAAAGAAAUGAAAAAGGUCUGGGGAAAGAAUUAUCUCAAUGUUUUGAACUAAAGGAAGAUAGAAAUACUUUAGUAUUUUCAGAGGGACAUCCCAGAUCUUCAGAAAUACAGUGUAAUGAGAAUGUUGUAGUUCCAGAAAAUUCUGUAACAGUUUCAGAAACACAUAUACUCUCUAGGGGACAUGAUACCUCUAAGAUGGAGGCUUCUGGUGGUCCUCUUCAGAUUACUAAAUCCAACUUGGAUGAGACGUCAGAGCAACUGUAUUUUCAAGAGGAAAGAAACCAAAAGGCAGCUUCUGCUUUUGGUGGGAAAAAUGUUGAUGCUACUGAAAAUGUAGCCUUUGAGGCAGUUAUUGCCUCUAUUGAGCCUUCCAAGAAAGAGAGUACAGCGAAUGAAAUCCAAACUGACAUCAAUAAAUCUUCAACAAAUGACAGCCAAGAAAGUGAACCAAAAAAUCCACAUCUUUCCCUAUUAAGUUAUAAUGAUGAAGAGUCUUUCUUUGAUAAACUUAGUCAUCCACGCUAUCAGUCUACUCCUGGAGUGUUUGAACCAGCAGCUUCAAAACCAUUGUUGUAUAAAAAAGAUGAUGAUGAUAGCUCCCUGUACCAGCAUGCUAAUUUAAAAUCACUCCCCAGUGUUCCUCAGGAAAUGAUCAUUAAGCCACUUUCUCUUAUUCCAGAGCUUAAGUCAUCUGCUUCUUUAAAUGAAAAAUCUCACAGCCAGGCUGUUGGUCUUUGCAAAACACAGUCAGCUUUAUUUCAGUGUAAUAUAGACAAUAAACCAUUUCUUCCCCUUGGGAAGAUAAAGUCUGUUUCUGCUCUUGACCUUGAAGAGAAGGUAGGAUCUUCAAACAUUAUUUAUCCAGUGAAAAUAUCGACUUCAGAUUCGUUGGUUUUGCAAGAUUUAAAGCAGCAAAUCUUUGAAGAAGUUGCAGAUUCCUCAAACUAUAUUUUGGAGGGCCUGCAGGGGAAGGCUGAAUCUGACAUCUGUACUCUGGAUGAUGAUACUGAAUGCUGUAGCCUAGAUGAAAAUGCUCUUGUAUGCAGUAAAAGAGAUGCUGAACUACAAAGAGAGAUAUAUGACCAAGGUGACUUGACUGGUGAGUGCAUUGAGCUGGCAGGUUUAGAAAAUUUGCUUGAUGAUCUUGAGAUUUGUGACAGCUCCCUGCACUGGCAAUCUACUUUACAACUACCAUCUAAGGAAGAGAGCAAUUUUGAAGAGCCCGUAGGUCAUUCUAAUGUGGCCAUUAAUCAGUCUUUUUCAUCUGUAUUGCUGCCAUUUGUUCCUCAUGAGCCAACCAGAGAGUCGGAGUAUCGCUCUUCAGAUCUCAGAAUGUUGAGGGUAUCUCCCGACACUGUGCCAAAGACUGUCAAACAUUUAGCAGGAGAUACUUCUAAAGGAGGCAUAGCUGAAAUUACUCAAUCCAGCUUGACACCAGGCAUUGCUGCCACUCCUGGAGAUUCAGACAUUGGAUCUCAUUUAUCCUUGUCCCCUGAGGACUUUCCUCAGUUGGCUGUAAGGUCUUUUCAGGAGAAUACUGUUGGUCAACAUAUUGAUUCUCUCAACCGACAGGCAUUGGCAGAUAGUCAUCUAACUGAAGAGACUCUGAAAGUUUUAACUGUUCCUGAACUAGCUGACCAGAAGACUGCGAUAUCAACAGUACCCUCUAGUUCCUACUCAGAAAGAGGGAAGUCUAAUAUUUUCUACCCACAGGGCUUACCAAACAGUCAUCUAACUGAAGAGGCUCUGAAAGUUUCAGUUGUUGCUGGACCUGCUGACCAGAAGACUGGCAUACCGACAGUCCCUCCCAGUUCCUACUCACUGGGAGAGAAGCCCAGUAUUUUCUACCAACAGGCAUUGUCAGACAGUCACCUAACUGAAGAGGCUCUAAAAGUUUCAGCUGUUCCUGGAUCUGCUGACCAGAAGACUAAGAAAACAACAGUAGAGAAACAUGUUAUUUUCUCCCAGCAACAGUUGCCAGACAGUUCUCUAACUGAAGAGGCUCUGAAAGUUUCAGUUGUUCCUGGACCAGUUGAUCAAAAGAGUAGGAUACUAAUAGUACCUUCAAGUUUCUACUCCCUUGGAGAGAAGCCUGGUAUUUUCUACCAGCAAGCUUUGCCAGACAGUCAUCUAACUGAAGAAGCCCUGAAAGUUUCAGCUUCUCCUGAACCAGAUGACCAGAAGACUGGGAUACCAGCAGUAACCUCUACUUCUUACUCACAUAGAGAGAAGCCCAGUAUUUUCUAUCAACAAGAGUUGCCAGACAGUCAUCUAACUGAACAGGCUCAGAAAGUUUCAGCUGUUUCUGGAUUUGCUGAGCAGAAGAAGACUGGGGCACCAAUAGUAACCUCUACUUCUUAUUUACGUGGAGAGAAGCCCCAUAUUUUCUAUCAACAGACAUUGCCAGACAGUCAUCUAACUGAACAGGCUCAGAAAGUUUCAACUGUUCCUGGAUUUGCCGAGCAGAAGACUGGGAUACGAACAGUAACCUCUGCUUCUUAUUCACAUAGAGAGAAGCCCAGUAUAUAUCAACAGGAGUUGCCUGACAGUCAUCUAACUGAACAGGCUCAGAAAGUUUCAACUGUUCCUGAAUUUGCUGAGCAGAAGACUGGGGCACCAGCAGUAACCUCUACUUCUUACUCACCUGGAGAGAAGCCCCGAAUUUUCUAUCAACAGACAUUGCCAGACAGUCAUCUAACUGAACGGGCUCAGAAAGUUUCAGCUGUUUCUGGAUUUGCUGAGCAGAAGACUGAGGCACCAAUAGUAACCUCUACUUCUUACUCACCUGGAGAGAAGCCUCAUAUUUUUUACCAACAAGAGUUGCCAGACAGUCACCUAACUGAACAGGGUCAGAAAGUUUCAGCUGUUCCUGGGUUUGGUGAGCAGAAGACUGGGACACCAACAGUAACCUCUACUUCUUAUUCACAUAGAGAAAAGCCCAGUAUAUACCAACAGGAGUUGCCAGGCAGUCAUCUAACUGAACCGGCUCAGAAUGUUCCAGCUGUUCCUGGAUCAGCUCACCAGAAGACUGGGAUACCAAUAGCACCCCCUACUUCCUACUCCUGUAGAGGGAAGACCAGUAUUUUCUAUCAGCAGGAGUUGCCAGACAGUUGUCUAACUGAGCAGGCUCAGAAAAUUGCAGCUAUUCCCGGACAAAUUGACCAGAACACUGGGAUACAAACAGUACCCUUUAGUUCCUACUCACACACAGAGAAGCCCAUUAUUUUUUACCAGCAGGAGUUACCAGAUAGUCAUCUAACUAAAGAGGCUCUAAAAGUUUCAGCUGUUCCUGGACCAGCUGACCCCAACACUGGAUUACCAACAGGGUCCUCUAGGUCCUACUCAUUUGGAGAGAAGCCCAGUAUUUUCUCCCAGCAGGCCUUACCAGAUAGUCAUCUAAGUGAAGAGGCUCUCAAAGUUUCAUCUGCUUCUAAACCAGGUGACCAGAAGACUGGUGUAGUAACGGUACCUUCUAGUUCCUACUCACCUAGAGAGAAGCCCAGUAUUUUCUACCAACAGGCGUUGCCAGGCAGUAAUGUACCUGAAGAGGUUCUGAAAGUUUCAGUUGUUGCUCCUGGAGCAGCUGAAAAAAAGAGUGGGUCACCAUCAGAAGCCUCUAGUUUCUACUCAGAGAGAGAGAAGUCCAGUGUUUUCUACCAACAGGAAUUGCCAGACAGUCAUCUAACUGAAGAGGCUCAGAAAGUUUCAGCUGUUUCUGGACCAGCUGACCAGAAGACUAGGAUACCUACAGUAACCUCUACUUCUUACUCACAUAGAGAGAACCCCUUUAUUUUUUACCCACAGGGAUUGCCAGACAGUCAUCCACCUGAAGAGGCUCUGAAAAUUUCUGCUGUUGCUGGACCAGCUGACCAGAAGACUGGGUUGCCAUCAGAGCCUUCUAGUUCCUACUCACAUAGAGAGAAGCCCAUUAUUUUCUACCCACAGGGCUUGACAGACAGUCGUAUAGCUGAAAAGGCUCUGAAAGUUUCAGCUGUUCCUGGACCAGCUGACCAGAAGACUGGGUUGCCAUCAGAGCCUUCUAGUUCCUACUCACAUAGAGAGAAGCCCAUUAUUUUCUACCCACAGGGCUUGACAGACAGUUGUAUAGCUGAAGAGGCUCUGAAAGUUUCAGCUGUUUCUGGACCAGCUGACCAGAAGACUGGGUUGCCAUCAGAGCCUUCUAGUUCCUACUCACAUAGAGAGAAGCCCAUUAUUUUCUACCCACAGGGCUUGACAGACAGUUGUAUAGCUGAAGAGGCUCUGAAAGUUUCAGCUGUUCCUGGACCAGCUGACCAGAAGACUGGGUUACCAUCAGAACCUUCUAGUUCCUAUUCACAUAGGGAGAAGUCCAGUAUUUUCUACCAACAAGACUUGCCAGAUAGUCAUCUAACUGAAGAGGCUCUGAAAGUUUCAGCUGUUCCUGGACCAGGUGACCAGAAGACCAGAAAACCAGCAGUAACUUCUAUUUCUUACUCACACAGAGAGAAGCCUAGUAUUUCUUACCAACAGGAGCUGCCGGGUAGUCAUCUAACUGAAGAGGCUCUGAAAGUUUCAGGUGUUCCUGGACCAGCUGACCAGAAGACUGGGAUACCUACAGUACUAUCUAGCUCCUAUUCAUAUGGAGAGAAGCCUAUCAUUUUUUACCAGCAAAGGUUGCCAGAUCUUACUCAAGAGGCUUUAAAAGUUUUAGGGGUUCCUGGACCUGUGGAGGAGAAGACUGGGAUAUCAGCAGUUACCUCUACUUCUUCCUCACAUGGAGAGAAGCUCGUCAUUUCUUACCAGCAAGAGUUACCAGAUAUUACUGAAGAAACUUUGAAAGUUUCAGCUGUUUCUGGACCAGCUGACCAGAAGGCUGGGACGCGAAUAAUCCCUUCUAGUUCCUACUCACAUAGCGACAAGGCCAAUAUUUUUGACCAGCAGGAAUUGCCACAUCUUACUGAAGAAGCUUUAAAAGUUUUUGCUCUUCCUGGCCCAGCUGCCCAGAAGACUGAGAUACCAACAGGACCUUCUAGUUCUUACUCACAUAAGGAGAAACUCACGAUUUCAUCUGUGAUUUUACCGGAUGACCAGAAGACUGAGUUACCAACAGCUUCUCCGAGUUCCUACUCACAUAUAGAGAAGCCCAAGAAUUCAACGGUGACUGGAUCAGACGACCAGAAGACUCCCUUACUGACAGUUUUUCGUAAUUUUUAUUCUCAGAGAGUAAAGCCCAGUAUUUUCUUUAAACAGAAGUUGCCAGAUAGACAUCAAAGUGGAGAUAUUCUGAAGAUUUCAACUGUCCCUGAACAAACUGAUGUGAAUUCUGGAAUACCAAUACCUCUUUCUAGUUCCUAUUCACACAGAAAGACAACUAAUAUUUUCUACCCGCAGGAAUUGCUGGACAAGCAUCUAACUGAAGAUACACUGAAGGUUUCAACAAUUCCUGGACCAGCUGACCAGAAAACUGUGUCAUCAACAGCUCCUCCUAGUUCCUUUUCACACAGAGAAAAACCAGAUAUAUUCUCUCAUCAGGAUUUGCCAGAUACACAUCUAACUGAAGAUGCCCUAAAGUUCUCAAGUGGUCUUGGGCAAGCUGAUCUGAUUACUGGGUUAUCAACAGUUUCUCCUGGUACUUAUUCACAUAGUGAGAAGCACAAACUUGUUUCAGACCAUGUUCAAAGGCUCAUAGAUAAUUUGGAUUCUUCUAACUCCAGUAUUAUCUCAAACAGUAUGCCUUUAAAUUCUCAGGCUGAUGGUAGAGUUGUAAUAAGUAAGCCAGAAUCUUCGGGUUUUGAAGAUGUUGGCUCUGAGGAAAUCCGGGACACAGACAAUGGUUCCAAAAGUCUUAAAGAGAUUCGGACACUUUUAAUGGAGGCAGAAAAUAUAGCACUGAAACGAUGCAAUUUUCCUGCUCCCCUUCUCCCUUUCAGAGAUGUUAGUGAUAUUUCCUUUAUACAAUCUAAGAAGGUGGUUUGCUUCAAAGAACCCCCCACAACUGAUGAAUCUAAUGAUGAUUUACCUCAGAGACAGCCAUUCGCAGAGGAAAUCCCAAGCAACAAGUGCAUACAGAAGGAUAUUAGCACACAGACGAAUGUGAAAUGCCAGAGAAGCAUUGAAAAUCGGGAGUUUAUUAGUUCAGCUACAGUUAGAAGUCCUCUACAGGAAGCAGAAAGCAAAGCCAAGGUGGCAUUAGACAAAACCCUUAGGCAGUAUAAAACAGCCAAAUCUGUGAUGAGAUCUGAAUCUGAAGGGUGUAGUGGGACCAUUGGAAAUAAAAUUGUUAUCCCUAUGAUGACUAUUAUUAGAAGUGAUUCAAGUAGUGAUGCCAGUUCCUGCUCAUGGGACAGUAAUUCCAUGGAGUCAGUUUCUGAUGUUCUUCUAAACUUCUUUCCAUAUGCUUCAUCCAAGACAAGUAUGACAGAUAGCAGAGAGGAAGAGGGUGUGUCAGAGAGCGAUGAUGGGGGUAGUAGCAGUGUAGAUUCACUGGCUGCACAUGUGAAAAACCUUCUGAAGUGUGAAUCCUCUUUGAAUCAUGCUAAACAGAUACUCAGAAAUGCAGAGGAAGAGGAAUGUCGGGUACGAGCACGAGCCUGGAAUCUGAAGUUUAAUUUGGCUCAUGAGUGUGGCUACUCCAUUUCAGAAUUAAAUGAAGAUGACAGGAGAAAAGUAGAAGAGAUCAAAGCAAAGUUGUUUGGUCAUGGGAGAACAGCUGACUUGUCCACGAGUUUCCAGAGUCCACGGGGAAUAGGAUGCGAGCCAGAAGCCGUAUGUAGUCACAUUAUUAUUGAGAGCCAUGAAAAAGGAUGCUUCAGGACUCUAACUGCUGAACAACCACAGCUGGACAGCCAUCCUUGUGUUUUCAGAUCUGCUGAUCCCUCAGAAAUGAUCAGAGGACAUCAGAGCCAAUCAUUGUGGAGAACCAGGCACAUCAACCUUUCCAAAUCACUAAAUCAGAACAGCCCCCAUUUCGAGGUUUGGAACUCCUUGCAGUUACAAAGUCAUUCCCCAUUUCAAAACUUUACAGCUGAUGACUUCAAAAUUAGCAGGGGACUUCGAAUGCCAUUCCGUGAAAAGAUGAACCCUUGGCUGUCGGAAUUAGAACCUGCUUGUGUGCCACCUGAAGAAAUUGAUUGUAAUUCAUCACAAAUGGUGUCCCCAGAACCCAUGAAAAACUUUACUACCUCCAUCACUUUUUCAUCUCACCAACAUUCUAAAUGCUUUUCAGAUUCCUCUGUUCUUAAGGUUGGUGUUACUGAAGGUAGCCAGUGUACUGGAGCAUCUGUGGGGGUAUUUAAUUCUCAUUUCACUGAAGAGCAAAAUCCUCCUAGAGAUCUAAAACAGAAAACCUCUUCCCCUUCAUCAUUUAAAAUCAUUAGUCAUUCACCAGAUAAAGCUGUGACUAUUUUAGCAGAAAGUAGUAGGCAAAGCCAAAAAUUAUCUGUUGAACAUUCUCACCAAGAAGAAAAACUCUUAGAGAGAUCAGAUUUUAGAGGCAGUCAUUCUGAGCCCAGUACCAGUGCAAAUCGUAGCAAUUUCAAGGAAGUUCAUUUUUCUGAUAACCAUCCCCUCAUUAGCAUGGGCAGACCAAGUUCCACACUAGGAGUAAAAGAGAAGACUGUAAAUAGAACUCCAGAUCUUCCUUUGCACAUUUUUCUUGAACAACGAGAGCUCUUUGAUCAAAGCAGAGUCCCACAUGCAGAUCACCAUGUGAGAAAACACCAUUCUCCCUCUCUUCAACAUCAGGAUUAUGUAGCUCCAAACCUUCCGUGUCGUAUUUUUCUUGAAAAACAACUCUUUGAGCAAAGCAAAGCCCCACAUGUAGAUCAUCCGAUGAGAGAAAACCACUCUCCUCUUCCUCAAGGUCAGGAUUAUAUAGCUUCAGACCUUCCUUCUUCUAUUUUUCUUGAACAACGUCAGCUCUUUGAACAAAGCAAAGUCCUAGAUGUAGAUCCCAUGAGAAAACACGAUUCCCCCCUUCCUCAAGGUCAGAAUUGUGUAGUAGAAAAGAAUAAUCAACAUAAGCCUAAAUCACACAUUUCUAAUAUGAAUGUUGAAGCCAAGUUCAAUAAUGUGGUUUCCCAAUCAGCCCCAAAUCAGUGUACGUUAGUAACAUCUGCAUCUACUCCACCUUCAAAUAGAAAAGCACUUUCUUGUGUUCGUAUAACUCUUGGUCCCAAGACUCCUUCCAAGUUGGAUAGUGGAACCUUAGAUAAAAGAUUUCAUUUGUUGGAUCCUGCUUCUAAAACAAGGAUGAAUAGUGAGUUUAACUCUGACCUACAAACCAUAUCUUCAAGAUCAUUGGAACCAACCUCCAAAUUAUUGACCAGUAAACCUGUAGCACAGGAUCAAGAACCUUUAGGUUUUCUAGGACCUAAAUCUUCACUGGACUUCCAAGUUGUACAGUCUCUUCUAGAUGGUAAUAUUAUUACUGAGGACUUGAAAACCAUACCUUUUCAGAAUAGCCAGAUAGUAACCUCAAGGCAAACACAAGUGAACAUUUCAGAUUUGGAAGGAUAUUCCAAUCCAGAAGGGACUCCGGUAUCUGCAGAUCGACCAUCAGAGGAGAUUAAGACCCCAUUUUCUGCCUUCUCUGGAAAAUUAUCAUCUGAUGCAGUUACUCAGAUAACAACAGAAAGUCCAGAAAAAGCUGUAUUUUCAUCUGAGAUUUUUAUUAGUGCUGAAGAUCAAGGACAUGAAAUUCCAGACCCCAGUGCCCAGAAGCUGGGCAAAGUUCCUGUCAAGUUUGCUUCAUCAUCUUCAGUCCAACAGAUUACUGUUUCUCAUGGCACAGAUGCCCAGCCGUCACUGUUGCCAUAUAAGCCUUCUGGUAGUAUGAAGAUGUACUAUGUUCCACAAUUAAGACAGAUUCCUUCAUCUCUGGAUUCCAAAUCAGACACCACCGUUGAGAGCUCACACUCAGGAUCCAAUGAUGCCGUUGCUCCAGACUUCCCUGCUCAAGUCCUAGGCACAAGGGAUGAUGACCUGACAUCUGUUAACAUUAAACAUAAAGAGGGGAUCUACAGUAAGAGGGCAGUGACUAAGACAUCCUUGUCAGUGGGGAAGAAACCCUUUCAGAAAGAUAAUGCAGAUGCCCAAGUUCAAGUUCCCAUCACUGGGGAUGACAACCUCUCAGACAAAAAUCAGAAAAAAGAGAUCUACAGUAAAAGAGCAGUGACUGAGGCUGCCCGACCUGAAGAAAAAGAAUCUUUGCAGAAAGACACUGCAGGUUCCAGUGAUGCUGCUGCUGCAGAACACUCAGCUCAACUACAAGACACAAAGGUUGAAAGCCUACCAGGCACUAAAGCCAUUAAACAGAAAGAGGAGAUCCCUAGUAAGAGGGAAGUUCCUAAAGAAGCCUGGUCAGAAGAUAAAGAAUCUUUGCAGAUAAACAUUGCAGAGUCCAGACGUCAUUCAGAAUUUGAAAAUACUACCCAUUCUGUCUUCAAGUCAGCCAAGUUUUACUUUCAUCAUCCAGUGCACCUACCAAGUGAUCAAGAAUUUUGCCAUGAUUCCUUAGGAAGGAGUGUUUUCAUGAAGCAUUCUUGGAAAGAUUUCUUUCAGCAUCAUGCAGACAAACAAAGAGAAUACACUUGUCUUCCUCCUCCUUAUCAAAAUGUAGAAAAGACAAAGAUGGAUUAUACCAAAAUAGAGAGCCUCAGUAUCAAUGUAAACUUGGAAAACAAAGAAGUGAUGCCUACUACUAAAAAUCAGGCCAGAGAUUAUCCAAAUUGUGACAAACAAAUUAAUGAUCCAAAAAGGGGUCAUAAGGUGACCCCAGAGCUAACAACUCAGCACACUGUGAGUUUAAAUGAGCUGUGGAACAAGUAUCAGGAGCGACAGAGGCAACAGAAACCUCCUGAGUUCACUGGCAGGAAAGAACUAUCCUUGGUGGAGCGACUUGAUCGUUUGGCUAAACUUCUUCAGAGUCCCAUCACACAUUCUCUGUGGCCCUCGGAAAGUACACAGGAUGAUAGCAGAGGGGAACGAGAUGUUAAGGAAUGGAGUGGUAGACAGCAACAGCAGAAAAACAAGCUUCAGCAAAAGAAGCGGUGUAAAAGCCUAGAGAAAUGCAAUAAAAACACAGGAGAUCUUAAAAAAACCAAGGUGCUUUCUACUCAUCAAGGUAGGAGGUCCAAUCAGAUUAAAAUUGAACAGAUUAAAUUUGAUAAAUAUAUUCUGAGAAAACAGCCAAGUUUUCACUAUAUAAACAACACUUCAGAUUCUAGAGUCUCAGAGGAGAGUGAGCUGCUCACAGAAUCUGCCACCAACAUCCUCUCUACCACCACUUCUCCUGCGGAAUCAGAUACAUUGACCCAAACAGAUAAAGAGGUGACUUUGCAUGAGAGGAGCAGCUCUAUUUCUACCAUUGACACUGCUCGAUUGAUCCAAGCUUUUGGCCAUGAAAGAGUUUGUUUGUCACCCAGGCGAAUUAAAUUAUACAGCAGCAUCACUGACCAUCAGAGGAGAUACCUUGAGAAACGAAGUAGGAAGAACAAGAAAGUUUUGAAUACAGGUCAUCCCCUAAUGACUUCUGAGCACACCAGAAGGAAACACCUCCAGGUGGCAAACCAUAUGAUUUCUUCUGACUCUAUUUCAUCUUCUACCAGUAGUUUCUGGAGCUCGAGCUCUACCCUUUGCAACAAGCAACAUGUGCAUAUGUUAAACAAGGGUAUACAAGCAGGUAACUUGGAGAUUGUGAAUGGUGUCAGAAAACACACUCGAGAUGUUGGGAUGACUUUUCCAACUCCAAGUUCUAGUGAGGCUAGAGAAGAGGACAGUGAUGUGACUUCCUGGUCAGAAGGAAAAGUAGAAGAGAAAAGGCUCCUUACCAAUUAUCUUGGGGACAAAAGGUUAUGGAAGAACAAGCAGAGUUGCCGUGAAGGAGUUACAUGGUUUGUUCCUGUGGAAAAUGUGAAGUCUGGUCCUAAGAAGGAAAACCUGCCCAAGCUUCGUGGCCCUGGUGUCUCCUGGUUUGCACCAAUAACCAGCACCAAACCCUGGAGGGAGCCACUACGGGAACAGAACUGGCAGAGACAACACAUGGCCAGCCACGGGUCACCAGCAGGCCCGGGCAGAGAUCCACUGAGGCCAUUUGUGAGAGCAACCCUACAGGAAUCACUUCAGCUUCAUAGACCUGACUUCAUCUCCCGCUCUAGGGAGAGGAUAAAGCGCCUAAAGUUAAUAGUCCAGGAGAGGAAGCUGCAGAACAUGUUACAGAGUGAGCGGGAGGCACUGUUCAACGCUGUGAGAGAAUGGCAGGGCUACCGGGACCCCAUGCGUCCGCUCCCUAAGAGAGGCUUCUUGGCUGCUGAGAAGAACAGGCCUAUUGGAAAGAAGGAAAUGAUUCAGAGGUCUAAACGGAUUUAUGAGCAGCUCCCAGAAGUACAGAAAAAGAGAGAAGAGGAAAAGAGGAGAUCGGAAUAUAAGUCAUACCGGCUGCGAGCCCAGCUAUAUAAAAAGAAAGUAACCAAUCAACUCCUGGGGAGAAAAGUUCCCUGGGACUGACAUAAGAUUAUUUUCCUCAGAGCCUUGGAAUUAUAUUUUAUCAACCUGGAGAAGCACAAUCCUUACUUUUAUGAGUCUGGUUUAAUAAAAUUUAAUUCGUUGUC
Molecule: messenger RNA, 13034 nt
Organism: Diceros bicornis minor
Lineage: Eukaryota; Metazoa; Chordata; Mammalia; Perissodactyla; Rhinocerotidae
Gene: ALMS1
Product: ALMS1 centrosome and basal body associated protein
Exons: 23
Coding region: 16-12930 (4304 amino acids)
Biological process (GO): regulation of centriole replication
Cellular component (GO): cytosol; centriole; centrosome
Source: RefSeq, a predicted model, not a curated record